AUGGCUGCUGUAUCGACGAUGACGGGCCCGUUUCCCCACGUCACCUUGGUGACCGUGGAGCGCCAGAUGAGACGGGAAGUUCAAUAUUCAUCUCGAAGGCGAUCGACAACUAUGCUGUCGAGCGUGAGUCUGUGCAUGCUCCUUUUCUACUCAUCUCUUUCCAUGGGAGCAAUGGCGGCUGCACCAACAGUGUCCGCGCAAUGUGUGCCCGGUGAACCUCAGACUACAUGUACGUGCGAGGGCACCUCUGGUCGUGCUGUCACAGACUCAGCGUCCGUCAUUCUCUCCCAAAAUCAAAAUGAACUUGAGAUGGUCUGCGCGAAAGACCUGCAAUGUGCACCGAAAGAACUCAGUGGCAAGGUCUGUGAAGCAAACGACGAGGCACUGACGGAGUGCAGUGUGGAACUCAGCACGCUUUUCGCUGGCAAGUCGAGUGAAAUAAGCUGGACGAAGCCUAAGAAAAGGAACGGACUUCAGGGCGAGUCUAAGAUCUUGACGGUCCCUCCAGAGAACUUCCCAUUCGUAGAUGAACGAUUUGCUGUGGGUUGCAUGGAUGAGAGUACAAAAAAAUGCAAAGUCACUGUGACCGUGGAGGCCAGACCGAGCGUGACACAGGGACAGACCGUGACCUGUGCGUACGGCGCCGGUAGUAACGACUUGCGUCAAGCCGUCAAGCUGAGCCCGACGCAGAACAGCUUCACUCUGGUGUGUGGAGACAAGGGAGAAGUGCUGCCGAAGAACUACAACGAGGCAUUCUGCUCUUCAGGAUUGACGGGGAAUGAGGAAACCUGCAAGGGAAGUUACACGUCGAUUCUCCCUGGCUAUGAAGCGAACUGGUGGAAUAAGGAUGAUACUAAGCAUUCAGUCACCCUGUCGAUUCCUACGGACCAGUUUCCGGCGGAGGAAGCGAAGAUUGUGGUCGGCUGCCAGAAGACGGCAUCGAGCAGCAAGCGAACUCCAGUUGCUGUCUUGAGACCGACUGUGUGCAACGUGGACGUGACGAUUGAGGCCAGCUCGCCGGCCGCCUUGUCGUCAAUGCUUACAUCUGUACCCAGUUUAGUUGCGGGCGCGACUAUGGUGACAGCUUUUUCUCAGCGUGUGUGA
Messenger RNA from Besnoitia besnoiti, 1104 nucleotides. RefSeq names its product SAG-related sequence. The transcript has a single exon. Gene Ontology annotation, cellular component: membrane. The record is from RefSeq and is a predicted model, not a curated record. The coding region runs from base 1 to 1104 and encodes 367 amino acids. NCBI's taxonomy places the organism in Eukaryota, Apicomplexa, Conoidasida, Eucoccidiorida, Sarcocystidae.